Penicillium nucicola is the source of this 1542-nucleotide messenger RNA. RefSeq lists its product as uncharacterized. The record is from RefSeq and is a predicted model, not a curated record. The coding region runs from base 1 to 1542 and encodes 513 amino acids. Gene Ontology annotation, molecular function: carbohydrate:proton symporter activity. Gene Ontology annotation, biological process: transmembrane transport; carbohydrate transport. NCBI's taxonomy places the organism in Eukaryota, Fungi, Ascomycota, Eurotiomycetes, Eurotiales, Aspergillaceae. Gene Ontology annotation, cellular component: membrane. The transcript is spliced from 3 exons.
AUGAAGGCAAAGACGCCCACCACAGCGCCUACCAAUGGCUUAGCUUCAGUCCUUCCUUCCAACCCGGAACCGUGGUGGAAAACACCCCACCUGCUAUCAUUGAACCUCUACAUAGCCAGCUUAAUCCUAUUCUCCGGAACCAUGGGCUACGACAUCUCACUAAUGAACAGCCUCCAAUCCCUACCCCAAUGGCAAACCUUCAUGUCCAAUCCAACAGGAAUCUGGCUAGGCUUUAUAAACGCCCUCCAAAACAUCGGCAGCAUCCUGUUCCUGCCAAUACAAGCCUGGUCCGCAAACCGCUUCGGCCGCAAACCCACCAUCCUCGUAGGAUACAUCUUCCUGGCCCUAGGCGUGGGAAUUCAAGCCGGCGCAAGCAACCCUGACAUGUUCAUCUAUUCCCGACUUCUGGUCGGUGUUGCCGGUGCAUGGUUCCAGUCUGGCGUUAUUCUUGUUACGGAGAUUGCAUACCCGACGCAUCGUUCGCUGGUCACUGCUAUCUACAUGUGCCAGUAUUACAUGGGCUCUUCGCUGUCCGCGUGGAUCUCAUUCGGGACGAGAAAUAUGGCCGGGAAUUGGGCAUGGCGGCUGCCGGUUCUGAUGCAGGUUGCACUGCCUUUGCUGGCGCUGCCGGGGACAUUGUUUGUAGCUGAGUCGCCGCGUUGGCUGAUUAAGCAAGGGAGGGUUGAGGAAGCUAGGGAUAUUUUGGUGCGGUUUCAUGCUGGUGGCGACGAGGCUUCGGAGUUGGUUGUUUUUGAGAUUGAGGAGAUUAGCCAGGGGUUGCUUUUGGAAGAGCUGGCUCAGGCUGAGUCACGCUGGAUUGAUUGCGUUACCACGCCUGGGAAUCGGUAUCGAUUGUUUUUGAGUGUUUCGCUGGGUAUUUUUGCGCAGUGGAAUGGCGGCGGAGUGGUCUCCUACUAUCUGACUCUCAUUCUCGAAACAAUUGGCAUAACCUCGACUACAGACCAAACACUCAUAAACGGAUUCCUCCAACUCUGGAAUUUGAUAAUGAGUGUAGUCGGCGCGUGUCUAGUUGAGCGCGCAGGCCGACGUGCCCUUUUUCUCGCGUCGACAAUUAUAAUGCUGAUCAGCUACAUCUUUAUCACAGCGCUCUCGGGCAGCUUCACCACUACCAAGACUGGUUCUGUUGGGACAGCCGUCAUACCAUUCCUGUUCAUCUACUACGCCGGCUAUGACAUUGCCUUCACGCCUCUGCUAUUAGCGUAUCCAGCUGAGAUCUGGACGUUCUCGAUGCGCGCAAAGGGCGUUGCUAUCUCGAUGGGCUCGAAUUAUCUGGCGUUGGCUUUCAAUCAGCUUAUCAACCCCAUUGCAUUUGAGAGUAUUUCUUGGAAGUAUUAUUUUGUGUUUUUGGGUGUUUUGCUCUUCAUUUUGGUUGUUGUUUGGAAAGCUUAUCCUGAGACUAAAGGGAGAUCGCUUGAGGAGAUUGCAGUUAUCUUCGAUGGUGAAAGGGCGCGUGUGGUUGUCUCUGAUAAAGUUGUGGAUGAGAAACCAACGGGGAGGAUUGAACAUAAAGAGAGUGUAUGA